Molecule: messenger RNA, 3089 nt
Organism: Sphaeramia orbicularis (orbiculate cardinalfish)
Lineage: Eukaryota; Metazoa; Chordata; Actinopteri; Kurtiformes; Apogonidae
Gene: card14
Product: caspase recruitment domain family, member 14
Exons: 20
Coding region: 84-2963 (959 amino acids)
Biological process (GO): regulation of apoptotic process
Cellular component (GO): cytoplasm
Molecular function (GO): CARD domain binding
Source: RefSeq, a predicted model, not a curated record
ACAAAGUGAGAGGAGUCGUCUGCUUUCAGCGGCAGCGGCAGACGGUGCCUCUUGAACAUCCCUUUCAUUGACACACAGGCAGGAUGGCGGCUGAGUGUGUUUCUGAGGGUCGGGACCCGAAGGAGAUGGGCGAGGAGGACCUGUGGGACCUGAUCAACGACAACCGCCACCGGAUCUCGUUGGACGUGAGGCCGUGCAUCGUGAUGCCGUACCUGAGGCAGGCCAGGGUUCUGUCUGAGGUGGACGAGGACGAGAUCCUUUCCUGCCACAACCUCACCAACCGCAGCAUGAGAACAAGCUACAUGUUGGACCUGCUGCGAACCCAGGGCAGGAAUGGAGCUGUAGCUUUGCUGGACAGCCUGAUGAUCCACUACCCGACCCUGUACACCCAAGUGACAGGACGCAAACCCAGCACUGAGCCCUCCAGAUUCAGCGGUCUCAUUAAGUACUCGGAGCUGACGGAGUAUCUGGUCAGAGCUGUAACCGGGAUGCAGAAGGAGCUUCAGGAGGCGCGCUCCGAGGCCAACAGAAUGAGUGAACGCUGCGCCUGCUUGGAGACGGAGAUCGGGCAGAUAAUGGAGCAGGAAGAGAAGUCCAGAUGCCUGCAGACUGAGAACGAACGCAUGCGGAGACAGAUGUGUGCUUUGCAGCGUGAAAUCACCAAACUGAAAGAUGAGAAGUGCGACUUUUAUGUGCGCUACACAGCCGCCAUUGAGGAAAAAUCUGUUGUGAACAUGCGUCUCCAUGAACUCACCCUGCAGGUUUACCAGCUGCAGACGGAGCUGCAGAAGGUCCAAACAGAGAACGAGUUCCAGAAGAGAUGUUCCCUCAGGUGUGCCCCUCCUGCAGAGACCCCACAACUGCAAGAGGAGGCUCGUCAGGACAUCCUGGCCAAGGACCUGGCCGAGGCCAUAGACAGCCAGGUAGAGCUGGCAAAGCAGCUGAGGACGUACAGAGAGGAGAACGAACUACUGCUCAGAGACAAACAAGGGCUCGUAGAUCAAAAGGAGUGUCUGAGCCUUCAGGUGCAGCAGCUUACCCUGGACUGUAACAUGCACCAGCAGAAGAGUACCGUCAUCCAGAGCCAGAUGAGAGAGCUGCAGGCCGAGAGAGACCAAGCGUACCUGUCCAGAGACGAGGCCCAGGCCAUGAUCGCCCGCCUCCUGGCUGAGAAGGACACUCUGAGGUGCCAGCUGGUGGAGCUCCAGGAGAGGAUGUUCAGUCUGAAAGCCACGCGCAGCCCCACAAGUGGACGGCAGAGCUCCGACGAGACAGAGGUCUGCUGGGAGAGCCCCAGGUCCAGCUGUGAGGAGGAGGUACCAUUCCCAACCAGACGCAGACUUCGCCGUAUGGACGCCAUCAAUCCCAUGUCUGUGAGUUCUGAGUGUGAAGAUCCUGGAGCAACCAGUGUCCGAUCCCGGAUCGUGGAGCCCCCCAGUCCAGACUCCCUUCGCAGGAGGCAGGGAGCUUUGUACAAAGACAGCAGCCUGGAGACAGCGGAGACCGACUCGCUGUUGGAUGACUUUGUUUUUCUGCCUGAUGUUCAGAAUGAAGACACACGUGCGUCCAGACUUUCCUCCACAAACGGCACCAGCUGUGACGGUGCCUCCAGAACAUCAGCCCCUCCCUUCCUAAUGCGGUCCCGUCCUAAAGCCAUCCGUAUCAGUGGUCGUGUCCUCACCAUCUCCUUCCAGGGGCAGAUGCUGCUCAGCCAGCUCCAGGUGGUCGGCGGAAACAAGACAGGAGUGUUUGUGCACCAGGUGACAAAGGGAAGCUCCGCCCACACUGUGGGUAUCAGCCCUGGUGCACAGAUAGUGGAGGUGAAAUACGAGCAGAAACACAAAGCUCUGAGGAUGGUGUUGGAGGAUUCCACUUUAGAGGAGGCUAUGUGGGCUCUGGGCCAGGUCCAAGGCUUCUGUCACCUCUCUCUGCGGCCUCGACAAGAUGACUACGAGGCUCUCCUGCAGACGCUGCAGAACACUGACACUUCAUCAGGAGACUCCUUCUACGUCCGCGUCAACAUGUCCCUCCCUGCCGGACCAAAUGGAACCUUAGCCGUGUCCUGUAACGACAUCCUCCAUGUGACCAACACGCAGCCCGCCGGAGCCAAGGACUCCUGGCAUGGAAGUCACGUCCACCCCUGUCAGCUGCUGGACCUGCAGAGUGGAACUGUUCCCAACUACUACAGGGCACAGAGACUUCUGAUUCGAGCGAUUGAAGAAAUGAAUUUUCAAACAAAGUCUCAAAAGCCUGGGCGUGUGGUGGCGCAGAAAGAGAAGGCGGUGAGGAUUGUCAGCACCGGACGGCAGGGGCGGAACCCACUGUGGGUCAGCGUGGAGAACGACAGCAGCUCAGAGUCAGGUGAUAAUGCACCCAGAUGUUGUGUCACCCUCAUGCCCUACACUCUGGUCACCCCUCACUACCCCCCCGUCUGCAGACCCAUCCUCCUCCUUCCCACCAUCCUGGGACGUGUCCUGGACAAGAAGUUGGCAGGAUGGCAGGGCUUCCAGCUCCCUGAGCCUGAGGUUCUGAGCCCCAGUGAGCAUGCAGCCCGGCUCCAGAAGUCCGAGAUCCUGGAAGAGUGCGAGCAGGAAAACUGCUGCUACACUUUACAGGGUGUGGAAAAAGUCAUGAAGAAGGGCAUUCACUGUGUGCUUCCUCUGGGUCUGGACUGUGUGCGUCGUCUGCACAGGGCCGACAUCUUCCCCAUCAUCAUCUUCAUCGGACAAACUGCACGUAGUGCCCAGAAGCUGAGGUCCAAGCUGCAGCGGCAGGGCCGGUCGGUGGAGCAGCUGCUGGUCUGUUCCAGGAGCGAGGAGCCGCUGCUGGACAAACUGCCCUGUCUGUACCACAGCGUGGCUCCAGACUCCUGGUGUGACCAGACCUCCCUGCUCACCAACCUGCGCACCGUCAUCUGGGAGGAGCAGAAGAAGAUCGUGUGGGUGGAGCCGGACCUGUGGUGAAACUUAUCCAGCAUUUAUAGCACAGGUGUCAAACAUGCGGCCCGGGGGCCAAAUCCGGCCCAUGGGAUGAAUUUGAGAAAUGCAAAAAUGACGCUGAAGAUAUGAACAAUCAGUGGUGUCAAAAUC